GCCUGAAUAGGCAACUCUUCUCAAAGUGUUGCCUAAUAUAGACAACGUUGAAGUAUCGCACUUGAACUGACUAUACCAGAAGUCUCAAGUCUGCAUAAACGACAUACAUAUAAAUAUGGAGCAUAACUUGAUGUUCUCAUCAGCACCUCAGCCAGGAGCUCAUCAUGUCCCCCCAUCUUAAUCUUCCUCCGACCUCUGUCAGAGGGCCUAGUCUUGCCUACCAGUCCAGGGAUGUCAUGCCCCCAUGGUCAUCCUCAUCUCAUCAUUCAAAUACUAUGUAUGCACCUGCAUCCCCUCCCACCAUAAUUCGUCGUCUGUCGCUCUAUCAUGAUAUGGACCGCGCAAAAAGAAGAUUCAAGCCUUACGAGAGGGAUGGUUCCACUACGUGGGCCCCCCGCUUUGCUGAGGGCCAUAUUACCCCAGGAAACACUGAUACCAGCCUCACGGAUGUUCAAAACGGCAAACAUCUACUACAUCGUGGCUUGAGACACCUGUCCAGCGAGGCCAUCGCUCAAGCCCUCCUCACGAAGGAAGCUGAUCUUGAAUGCAGGCGCCUGACCGCAUUGUUGACCGCUUGGCGAAUUGAGGCGUCCGAGCGACACACAAAGUUCCUUUCCUUCACAUCGUUCUUGAGUCUGAUGCCAAAACCUAUGCUACCGUUGCUUCAGAACCUCUCGGAACCUCCCUUGAAACCCUUGUUGACUGCAGCAAGGAGGAACUCCAAGACCGCACGGACUUUGGUGUCGUCGCAUUUAACCAUGACGCGACGUCGUUAGCUGUUGCGGACGAACAGAUGACUCACAUGGAGAAUUUCGCUUGUGAGCGCUAUCACUGGGACGAAGAAGAAGCUGCUGCGGAUUGCAGUCAAACGCUUUCCGCAGACUCUGAC
Molecule: messenger RNA, 889 nt
Organism: Suillus clintonianus
Lineage: Eukaryota; Fungi; Basidiomycota; Agaricomycetes; Boletales; Suillaceae
Exons: 2
Coding region: 165-776 (203 amino acids)
Source: RefSeq, a predicted model, not a curated record